UGCGAAAAUAGCCGCGAUCGCUGCGACUGCUGGUGUGGUUGUUACGUUUUUGAAAUGCUCUUGCGUUAUUAAAUUUUUGGCAUCGGUGCAAAGCUGAAAAUUCAUAACACUCACGCACACACACUCACAGCCAUUUACUCAUCAUAGCUAUUAUUCCACGACAAUACAAUUUUUGCCAUUGUCUUAUUUGAUUUUCCUGUGGCUGCAAUACGCACUUAUCUUAUUAGACGCCAGUAUACGUAUAAUGUCUGAAGAUGCCAAGAAUCCACGUACCAGCAACAUCAUACAAAACCAACUUUUUCGUCGCCAACGCAGUCUCAAGCUUGAAGCUCUGCAGAAGCAGCGUUCACUACACGGUGGCACUGUCGACGCGGACGAUGAUGACGCACAGUUUGACAAGACCUACAUAGUCAUUAUAUUUACGGAGAAAGCUAAGCUGCGACAUUGUCAGGAUGUUGAGAAAAUUAUACAAGAGUUUGGCAUUCAGACCACCUUGGAGAUAGUCAGUCAGAGCGAAAAAUAUUUGUAUCUUUCUGCCAGUUUAGACACGCUGCUGCGUCUGGCCGAUGAGGCCGAAUUGGAAAAAAUGACCACCACCGGCAGCAUGCAAAAGUUCAAUCAUGGUUGUGUAUCCGAUUUUUUACAGCCCGGCAUGUCUAAGGAUCAAAUUUUACGCUACUGUGAGACGCCUGUGCUCAUCAAGGAUGUGGUAAAACCACCAAUUAGAUCAUACAUACAGAAAGGCUACAUAGAGGAUAUGUUUCCCCUGCAUGAUAUACUAUAUUUAGAGAAAUUUAAUGUGAAUCUCAAGCGUGUUAGACUGCCCAUUGAGGAGAUACGAAACUAUUUUGGCUCUAGCAUUGGCAUGUAUUUUGGCUUUCUAGAGUUCUACACUCAGGCGCUGGUAUUUCCAGCCAUUUUUGGCACUCUGCAAUAUUUCUUUGACUUCAAUCUCUCGCUUGUAUGCAGCUUUUAUGUCAUCUGGACCACAAUUUUUCUUGAGCUUUGGAAGCGUAAGUGCGCCGGAUAUUCGUAUCGCUGGGGCACUAUAGAAAUGAGCAGUUUGGAUAAGCCACGCUCGGCGUACAAAGGAAAACUAAAGCCGGAUCCCAUUACUGGCAAAAUGACUCUCCAUUAUCCCAUGCGCUACACUUACCUGCAAAUGUAUUGUAUUUCGUAUCCAGUGGUUUUGGUUUGUGUUGUGGCCGCCGCCUGGUUUGCGCUCUAUCAGUUCCAAAUCGAAGCUGAGGUGCUGGCCGACUUUGGACCCGAAUCCUGGCUGCUUUAUGUGCCGGUCAUAGUACAAUCAGUGCUCAUUUCCAUUUUCUCGUGGGCCUAUGAGAAGCUUGCAACAUUCCUCACCAAUCAAGAGAAUCAUCGCACGCGCUCUCAAUACGAUAGACAUCGUGUGAAUAAGCUGAUGAUUUUCGAGAUUGUGAACAAUUUCUUCUCACAAUUUUAUAUUGCCUUCGUCCUCCAGGAUCUUAAGCAAUUGAAAUAUCAAUUGAUGAUGCAACUGCUCAUCUUCCAGUUGCUGUGCAUUGCGCAAGAGAUCGGCAUACCAUUAAUGGCUGUGCUACGUCAGAAGUAUGCGAAGUAUCGUCUCAAGGAGGUGGAGCAGGAAAAGAUCAACACCAUCACAAAUUUGGCGCGCUACGAGCAAUGCUUUUACGAAUCAGGCCUCGAUCAAUAUCAGUCCACUUAUGAGGAUUAUCUACAAAUGUGCAUACAGUUUGGCUAUGUUGUGCUAUUUGCGGCAGUGGCUCCUUUUGCUGCUUUGGGUGCGCUCAUUAACAAUGUAUUUGCAGCCCACAUUGAUAUGUUUAAGAUUUCCAACAUCUUCAAGCGCCCUUUUGCGCGUCGGACCAAGAACAUUGGCGCUUGGCAACUGGCCUUUGAACUCCUAUCGGUCAUGUCCUUGCUGAGCAACUGUGGUCUGCUCUUCUUGCAGCCGAAUGUCAAACAAUUCUUCGCCCACUGGCUGCCAAGCAUACCGGAUCUGUCCUUCAUUAUAUUCGAACAUUUGCUUCUGGGCCUCAAGUUCAUCAUCCACAAGGUUAUACACGAAAGGCCGCGUUGGGUGCGCAUAGGGUUGCUAAAGGCUGACUUCGAGACCAGUCAGGCUCUCAAAAAAUUCAAGGCAGCUAACAAAAUGGCUUAAAAAUGGAACUACAAUCGAGUCUGGCGAUAAUUGGUGCUAAAACAUAAAUACUUAAUUAUUAAGAGUGCAAUGAACUAAUGAAUUAAUUUUUAUUAUGUAAUGUUCACUAAA
Scaptodrosophila lebanonensis is the source of this 2272-nucleotide messenger RNA. RefSeq names its product anoctamin-10 (gene Axs). Gene Ontology annotation, molecular function: chloride channel activity. Gene Ontology annotation, biological process: chloride transmembrane transport. The coding region runs from base 245 to 2161 and encodes 638 amino acids. The transcript is spliced from 9 exons. Gene Ontology annotation, cellular component: plasma membrane. The record is from RefSeq and is a predicted model, not a curated record. NCBI's taxonomy places the organism in Eukaryota, Metazoa, Arthropoda, Insecta, Diptera, Drosophilidae.